AUGUUUCUUGUACUUAAUGAACUCAAGAAUGUAGGUGAAGACAGACUCGCAAACUUCAACGCUUUGAAAUCAAUUAUAACGGAUAAUGAGAUUAGAAUUAAUGAAAAGAAUCAACCCAGAAGAACUGCUCAGAAUGUUGCAAACUUCAUUUUCGUAACUAAUAACGUUUACCCUGUCAAAAUUGAAGUUGGAGACAGAAGAUACGUAGUUUUAAGAGUUAAUGGUAAAUUCAAGGGUCAAUUUGAUUACUUCAAGAAUUUAAUGGAUUCAUGCACAAAGGAAUUUUAUGAUAACCUUUUAACAUAUUUUAUGCAAUAUGACCUUUCAUCAUUUAAUGUACGAAUCAUUCCGAUGACUGAAGCCAAACAAGAUUUAAUCGAGUUAUCAACAAAUCCUUUAGAUGAAUGGAUAAAUACACAUUAUGAUGAAUUAUGUGCAGGUAUGACGUGUAAAAAUGCUCUAUUCUGCAAACCAUCAGACAUGAAAGACAAAAACUUUCAAAUGAGCAUUAAGGAUAAAUGUGAAAGGAAACAAAGAAAAAUAGAUGGUAAACAAACAUGGUAUUAUGUUUUGAAAGAAGAAAUGAAAGGAUUAUAUAAACAAAUUGAACCAAACGAUAAUGAGGAAUCAUUUACUGACGAUGAAAUACCUGUGAAUGAAGCUUUAUAA
Messenger RNA from Trichomonas vaginalis G3, 669 nucleotides. RefSeq lists its product as uncharacterized. The record is from RefSeq and is a predicted model, not a curated record. Bases 1 to 669 code for a protein of 222 amino acids. NCBI's taxonomy places the organism in Eukaryota, Parabasalia, Trichomonadida, Trichomonadidae. The transcript has a single exon.